This is a messenger RNA of Lichtheimia ornata, 1107 nucleotides long. RefSeq lists its product as uncharacterized. Bases 1 to 1107 code for a protein of 368 amino acids. Lineage: Eukaryota; Fungi; Mucoromycota; Mucoromycetes; Mucorales; Lichtheimiaceae. The record is from RefSeq and is a predicted model, not a curated record. Gene Ontology annotation, biological process: mitochondrion organization. The transcript is spliced from 5 exons. Gene Ontology annotation, cellular component: SAM complex.
AUGACUAUGCAACUCUAUGUCUGGAGCCCAGCACUCGAUGCACCCUCCAUCGAUCCGAAGUGUAUUGUCGUCGAAGCCUAUUUACGUCUGCUUGAAGUCAAUUUCACCAUUGUCUACGCCAACGAUCCACAAUGCAGUCCAACAGGCGAGUUACCAUUGCUGAAGGACGGCACAACAUGGGUAGCAGGCGUGGAUCGUAUCUUAGCUCACUUGGCGAAGCGUGGACUUGACGGCAACCGUGAGUUGUCACCCGAGCAAAAGGCUGAAUACCUUGCAUACAGCGCCAUGACAGAAGAAAAGCUGAUGGAUUGCAUGCUCUUUACAUGGUACGCCGACAUGACCAACUUUGUCAAGAACAUCCGACCAACCUAUGCCAAGAUCCUAUCAUUCCCUUCUCGGUACUUGGUUCCCAUUCAAUUGAAAAAGAACGCCAAGGCACGCCUUGCCAAAUACAGCGUUGAGAUCACGGAUGAUGACAAGGGUUUACCUCAAAACGAAGUGGAAGAAAUGAAGGAAUUACAACGCUCAGGAUGGCACUAUAUGUAUCGGUUAGCAAGAGAAACAUACGCCGUCCUUGAUAGUCAAUUAGCCGAUAAGCCAUUCAUGUUUGGAGAAAGACCCAGCACACUUGAUUGCGUUGUAUUCGGCUACUUGGCACUUCAUCUUUAUCCCAACCUGGCACAUCGACGAUUACAGCACAUCUUGAUCAACGAGUAUCCUCGCUUAGCAAGCUAUUGUGAUCGUGUCAAGGAACGAUUCUUUUCCACUGAGCAAUCUCAAUCAGAGGCAGCACAAGACAUCCCAUCAUUAUGGCGCACAUUUUGCAAUAAUCCCCGUGCCUUUUUCAGCAAUAUCAAGCAAGAUGCAAUGGCCUACAUGGGUAAUAGCGAUGCUCAAGAUAAGCCCAAGAAAUCAGAUGCACAGCUCGAGUUUGAACGCAAGAGGAUAUGGUCCAUUGCAGGAGGCGUCACAUUUUUAUUGGCUUAUGUGAUUUACAAUGGCAUUGUUAGUGUAGAGUUUGGUGAUGAGGAUGAUGAGGACGUAGAAUAUGAGAUGGAUUAUGAAGAAGAUGAGAUGUAUGAUGAUGAAGAAGAUGUUGAUUUGUAG